Messenger RNA from Pteronotus mesoamericanus, 2608 nucleotides. It is a transcript of the gene LYRM4, whose product is annotated as LYR motif containing 4. Gene Ontology annotation, cellular component: L-cysteine desulfurase complex; mitochondrion. The transcript is spliced from 3 exons. The coding region runs from base 212 to 487 and encodes 91 amino acids. The record is from RefSeq and is a predicted model, not a curated record. Gene Ontology annotation, biological process: iron-sulfur cluster assembly. NCBI's taxonomy places the organism in Eukaryota, Metazoa, Chordata, Mammalia, Chiroptera, Mormoopidae.
GCCUCCCUAAGCCGUGAGCGACGCGGGCCGCGGUAGGGAGCGGCCCGAGGCGGGGGCAGCUGCUCGCCCAGGCUGAGGCCUGACGUGCUAGCGAGACAAAACUCCACUGCAUUUUAUUUCGUUCGUGGUUUUUGCAUAGGCUGAAAUUUUGUGGUUGGGUUAAACGCGGGACCUCCACGAAGAGGACCCACUUAUUUUUUUUCUUUCCAAAAUGGCAGCCUCCAGCCGCGCGCAAGUGUUAGAUCUGUACCGGGCGAUGCUGAGAGAGAGCAAGCAUUUCAGCGCCUACAAUUACAGAACUUAUGCUAUCAGGAGGAUAAGAGAUGCCUUCCGAGAAAAUAAGAAUGUAAAAGAUCCUGUAGAAAUUCAGACUCUAGUGAAUAAAGCAAAAAGAGACCUGGAGAUGAUUCGUCGACAGGUCCACAUUGGCCAAAUGUAUGCAACUGACAAGCUUAUCAUUGAGAAUCAAGAGAAGCCCAAGACCUAAAGACCAUCACCACCAGCCACCAUCAGCAACUGUGGACCACCUUCCACAUCCAUUCUGUGCUUGGGAUGGGGGCUCACAACAGACUACGAGUGGCCUCUUGUAUCAACUUAAAACAAUAACCUCUUGCUCAGCCUGCCCUGUAAAAACUGAUAAAUUGAGUGAGGUUUCCAUUCCUCUGCAGCCUUAGUGAAAAAAGGUGGCUGUCUCUCCUUGGUUCAAGUGUUAGAAUGAAGAGCUGGUGCCCACUCAAAUCAAUGCUGUGUAUUAUUGUGUCUCCUCUCUACCCCACCCCUCUUUAAUAGCUAGCUCAUCACCACUUGUGUAGAGCAUCUCCAGAGUUUGUUUCUUAGUCCUUAACAAUAAACAGAAUUGUCUCCCUAAGCUGCUACACCAGAUACACUCAUCCUGAUUAAUGCACUUGCAUUUCCUGCUGCUGCAGGUCCUGCGGAAGGCAGUACGGGGACCAGGAGAGGAGGCUCCAACCCUGAGCUGAGUCCUCCCUUUGUUAAAGCAAGUCCAAGACCAGAAGAGAUUUGGGGGACAGCAGGAAAGAGGGCAAGGGUGAAGGGGUGGAGGGUGCACCCUGCAGCUGACACCUAGGCUCAGCACAACCACAAGGAUGGCAGGUGGGUGGAUACACACCUAGACACAGGGUACUCCACACCCUGGCUUCUCAGAGAGUUCUAAGGAUCAGCACCACCUGGGAGCAGAGUCUCAAGCCCCAGCCCAGCCUUCUGAACCAGAACGGUCCCACUAUCAGUAGAGGUAAUUCCGAUGCACCUGAAGUUCAAGAAGAGCUGCUGUCAGCAACUGCUCCCCAAAGUGGGCCUUCAGAGUUCACCUACUGAGUCAGAAUCUCCUGGAGAUUUUGAGAGGUUUUAAAAAGAAAUUUCUCAGUACUUCCCUCCCCUUGGAUUCUGACUUAGUAAGAGGUGAAGCACAGGAAUUUAAAUUUAUAUGUAUAUUUUUUAAGCUCUCCUAGUGCUUUUAAUAUUUAGUCAGCUCGAGAAACUCGGCUCUUUGAGUAUGCCACAGGUAAAAAAAAAAAAAAUUGUAUGGAUUGAUCCUUGGAAAUAACAUCAGUUCAAAACAUAGGAAGAAGGUAUUAAAUAACUUAUUUGACUUCUGGAGAUUUUAUGAGGGACCCAGACACUGAGUGAUUUUUGGUUUUUGUUUGCGUCUCUUCGUAAACAGUGCUAAGUGAAUUCUUACUGAUGGAUAUAGGUUUGAGACAGGCUCAUAUAAAUAUUUACAGGUUCUAAAAUAGCUGUGACAGUGUCACCGACAUGCCACUGAACUGUCGUCGUCGUCCCCACCCCCAGCCCCCUAUCAUUUUAAUUCACGUGAGUGGAGUGUGAGCAGUCUGGGACCAUCUCACCUAUAGAUUGCAGAUUAAAUAUGUGGUUGUUCUAUUUGGCAAUACAACUUGUAUCUCCAGAAUGCUUUUGCCCAUGGAUAAAUUCUCAUACACCUUUAAGACUAAGCAAUUCUGAGUAGGUCCCAUAGUCUCAGGGCUGCAGUGUGAGAUUAAACAUUCAGCAGACGGCCAAUGUCAGUAAUGUGGGGAAUGUUCUCUCCUCCUUCCUUUGACUACAGUGGGGUUAGAGUCUCCCAGCGAUGUGUGUGGCUCUGACUCACUUUCUACUCUGCGUCAGUAGAGUUUGUGGCUAUUCAGCAGCAACUACAUCCAAGCAGAGGUGCUUGCUAACAGAUGUCACCUCUGACUUAUACUUAAUUAAAGCAACUGCUACAUGGAAACUCCUAAGUCCACAUAUGAACCUCUUCCCCACAAGCCUCAAAUUUCUAGCAGGCUAACAACUCCAUGGGAGAUGUUUUUCUCCAGAUUUUAGUCACAGAGACAGUGGAUCCAGCAAACUUGAUUUGAUCUGCAGGCCUUUAACAGCAGGUGGCUUUUAUGUUAAUUAAAGUACGUGACUGGGCUUGAACAUGCCCAAAGCCUUAAUAAGCAGAGCUAAUUUUUAUAACUCAAAUAAAAUUAACUAUGCAUUUAGAAUCUGUGAAAAGACGUGAAUGAGAAUUAAAUGAUACAAAACAAGGGUCUUUUUCUUCCCUCCAAUUUCAGGUGCAGGCAGUGCCUUGUACAGAGUAUUUCCCAAUCAA